UCCAGGGACCUUAAGCCAGAGAACAUCUUGCUAAAUGAAGAUAUGCACAUUCAAAUAACAGACUUCGGAACGGCAAAAGUAUUAUCUGCAGAUAGCAGACAAGCACGGGCAAACUCAUUUGUAGGGACAGCGCAGUAUGUUUCUCCAGAACUGCUGACAGAGAAAUCUGCCUGUAAAAGCUCUGACCUCUGGGCUCUGGGUUGUAUAAUAUAUCAACUUGUAGCUGGAUUGCCUCCAUUUAGAGCUGGAAAUGAAUAUCUUAUAUUCCAGAAGAUAAUAAAGUUGGAAUAUGACUUUCCAGAAAAAUUUUUUCCCAAGGCAAAAGACCUUGUUGAAAAGCUAUUGGUUCUAGAUGCUACCAACAGAUUAGGUUGUGAAGAAAUGGGAGGAUAUGGACCUCUUAAGGCUCACCCCUUCUUUGAAUCCAUUGUGUGGGAGAACCUACAUCUUCAAACACCCCCAAAACUUACAGCUUAUUUACCUGCUAUGUCAGAGGAUGACGAAGACUGUUACGGAAACUAUGACAAUCUCCUGAGUCAGUUCGGUUGCAUGCAAGUUUCUGGUUCUGCCUCUUCUCAUUCACUGUCUGCCCCAGAGACAAGUACGCCACAGACAUCAGGAGGAAACAUUGAACAGUAUAUUCAUGAUCUUGACAACAAUUCCUUUGAGCUGGACUUACAGUUUUCUGAAGAUGAAAAGAGGUUACUUCUGGCAAAACAAGCUGGUGGAAAUCCUUGGCAUCAGUUUGUAGAAAAUAACUUAAUCCUAAAAAUGGGUCCAGUGGACAAAAGAAAGGGAUUGUUUGCACGACGGCGCCAAUUGCUGCUCACAGAAGGGCCCCACCUGUAUUAUGUGGAUCCUGUCAACAAAGUUCUAAAAGGAGAAAUUCCAUGGUCUUUAGAGUUGCGGCCAGAAGCCAAGAACUUUAAGACAUUUUUUGUUCACACACCAAACAGGACAUAUUACCUGAUGGACCCGAGUGGGAAUGCUCAUAAAUGGUGCAAAAAGAUACAUGAAGUUUGGCGGCACAGAUACCACCAGAAUGCUGCUAAAUAGCAAAGCUCAUCCAAAAUUUCCCAGUUUCCCUACUUGCUGCUAGAACUCCGUGUGCAGCCGAUCAGAGGAAUCUUUUCAACCCACCUAUUACCAUCUCAAGGGGAAGCAUAUGUCUGAAAUGUUCUGGUUUUGGUUUUUUUUUUUAAAGAAAGAAAAAAAGAAAAGCAAAAACCUAAUGGAAUUCAGGGUCGCUUUGCUCGCUCUUUGUGCUUCUGUUGAGGCUUCCACAUGCAUAUCAUUGCAGUGAAGAUCUUGCUUUUGUGCACUUCAGCUCAAUUUCUGCUGCAGACUAGUGGAUAGACCUUGCAUUACCAGCUUCACUUAAGAUGAGUUAAAACCAAUCCACACGCACACACGCCGAAUCAUGUACCAGCCUUGCGUUUUAUGGGGCUGGAGUUUUCUGUGACUUUCAGAUUAUCAUUAAACUGUAUUUCAUCAGGGAGCUUUUAUAUGCCUCUCCUAAGCACCACCUCUUUGUUUUCUGUUCCUUUCCUCACAGUCCCCCAGCUUAUUGGUAUAUGGCAUUUGUAGCCAGGUCAGUUGCACCCUUGUGUAAUUCCUAAUAUAGUUCUGGUUGCAGGAUUUAUGUGGUACUUUAGUAAUUAUGUGAAUGAAUCAGAUGUAUGUGUCUGGCAGACAGGCUCCAAUGAUACAGGUUGUGAGAGAGUAAAAUGCUGAACAUGGCAGUGAAAGAUUUCUAAAAUUGAAAUGUUGGCUUCUGAAGCAGAUAAGAUUUUAAACAUUCAAUUUAAAUUUUAAUAUGAAUCAUAUGUGUGUUUA
Molecule: messenger RNA, 1836 nt
Organism: Balearica regulorum gibbericeps (East African grey crowned-crane)
Lineage: Eukaryota; Metazoa; Chordata; Aves; Gruiformes; Gruidae
Source: RefSeq, a predicted model, not a curated record